AUGAUUUCGUUCAUACGAUUUGGGUCCAUCUUGGGGUUGAUUGCGCAACUAGCCGCAGCCGCCGGGUCCUAUAACAUAUCACCCUUGGUUAGAAAGCUGUCCCCUGGCGCAGAGGUGUUUUAUCCAUCCGCCGCAAAUUGGUCGGAGGUAACUCCACGAUGGUCAACUAAUGAUGCCCCGACCUUUUUCGCAGCUAUUAAGCCAGCAACUCCCGGCGACGUCCAAAAUAUCGUUCGUUAUGCAUCGAGGAAUCAAAUUCCUUUCCUUGGCGUGGGAGCGGGGCACGGCUUCACGACGACUUUGGGUGAAUUAAAGGAAGGCCUGGAAAUAGACUUAAGCCAGUUUAAUAAGGUUUCCGUCGACGCUAAAAACAAUAGGAUGACGAUUGGUGGAAGUGUCAGGUUCGAAGAGAUUUUGGAUCCUUUGUAUGCCGCUGGCAAGGAAAUUCGGGGCUCUCUUGGAGCUGGUGUCGGAAAGUACCAAGGCGUUCAUGGGCUGAUCAUCGAUGCCCUGGAAUCAGUAAAAUUAGUUACUGCCACAGGAGACUUGAUCACGGUAUCCAAGCAUCAGGAACCUGACUUGUUCUGGGGCUUGCGUGGUGCCGGUUUUAACUUUGGCAUCAUCACCGAGGCUACUUAUCAGGUUUAUGACUUGACGAAUAACGGCUCSGUGAUGAACGCGGAUUUUGAGUUCGCAGGAAAUCUCAAUCAGACCUUCUUUGAGUUUUUGGCGUCAUUCAAUGGCAAGCUGCCUCCAAAGUUAGCCUUAUUUGGUGUUCUCGCCAACGACGCCACUGUUGGGGUGAGUUUGAAUGUCCUCGUGGCUCAACCCACGAUUCUUCUCAACGCCGUAUACAUCGGCCCUCAAGAUGAGGGUCUUGCUUAUCUCCAACCCCUUUUGGAACUACCCUACCUUAGACGAAACAUCACCCAAUUGACGUGGAACACAGUGUUUGAUGCACACAUGUUUGGCUCUAUAGCGGCCACCUGCAAGGGCGGAAACCCGCAAAACAAUUGGUCACAAGGGUUGGCAGGUAUCGACGUACCGACGCACGUUGCCUAUUAUAACGCGUUAGCCGAUCUCUGGACGCAACACCCUGCGGCGGCCAAUGCGAUUCUAUCUAUAGAAGUUUUCUCCCCACAAACAGCACUUAGUGUUCCUGACGGAGAGACAGCAUAUCCAUGGCGAGAUACCGCAGUUCAGAUUAUUCUCAACUUCCCCGUCAACGAUGACACGGUGACGAACUUUGCAGAGAAAUGGGUCCCUGAAUUUACCGAGACUGGCGGCUUCAACGAGUCGCGGGKGUAUGUGAGCUAUGCACACGGAGAUGAGAGUCUAGAAACAAAAUACGGCAAGGAGAAGCUGCCUCGUCUUACGGCGUUGAAAACGAAGUGGGAUCCAAAAGGCCUCUUUAGUUUCAAUAACGGGUUGCCAGUAUAUUAA
This is a messenger RNA of Talaromyces amestolkiae, 1443 nucleotides long. RefSeq lists its product as uncharacterized. The transcript is spliced from 4 exons. Bases 1 to 1443 code for a protein of 480 amino acids. Gene Ontology annotation, molecular function: FAD binding; oxidoreductase activity. Lineage: Eukaryota; Fungi; Ascomycota; Eurotiomycetes; Eurotiales; Trichocomaceae. The record is from RefSeq and is a predicted model, not a curated record.